GAUGCGGCUCUGUCUGUGAACGCAUGACAUGGCUGUGCAGCCAACCUUGCGUUUGUUUACUUGACACAACCGGCGACAACGACGCGAAUUCCUCUAUCGCGGGAGCGCGCAAGUACCUAGCGGAAAACAAGUGUAAUCUCGCGAGCUCACGAGACCAAUCAGAGAGCGGCGUCGUCCCUGGCUGUCAGUGCACGGGAGGAGGAGGUCGCGCUGUCUGGAGCGCUGGUGUCUGCGUUCUCUUCCCGCCUCCCGCCGGCUCUCCUCCCCCUGUCUGCUGUGCUCUCCCUCCCCGGGUCGCUCGUCACGUCCGGUAGCCGGAGGUUGUGGAGGAGGCCGCGGCCAAGAACAGCAGCACCGGGGGAGCCGUGAAGUACAAAGAGGCCGCUGUGUGACCGAGGCCCUGGGCCUAAGACACAGAAAAACCGCAGCACCAGCAAAGUGAAUGAGAUUUGACAAAUCCCAGGACCAUGGAUUUUCCUGGACAUUUUGAGCAGACAUUUCAGCAGCUCAAUUACCAGCGUCUCCAGGGCCAGCUUUGUGACUGUGUAAUAGUCGUGGGCAGUAGACAUUUUAAAGCUCACCGCUCUGUGUUGGCCGCAUGCAGUACUCAUUUCCGCGCUCUAUUUACUGUGGCAGAGGGUGACCAGAGCAUGAACAUGAUCCAGCUGGACAGUGAGGUGGUAACAUCUGAAGCCUUUGCGGCCCUGAUUGACAUGAUGUAUACAUCCACUCUUAUGCUUGGGGAGAGCAACGUGAUGGAUGUCCUACUGGCUGCAUCUCACCUCCACCUGAAUUCAGUAGUGAAAGCAUGUAAGCAUUAUCUCACGACGAGGACAUUGCCCAUAUCUUCUCCAAAUGACAGAUCUCAGGAGCAGAGUGCAAGAAUGCAGAGGUCUUUCAUGCUUCAACAGCUGGGAUUGAGCAUAGUUAGCUCUGCCUUAAAUUCCAACCAGAGUAAUGAAGAUCAGUCACAGCAGCAACAGAAUUCCAUGAGCUCCUCAGUUCGGAAUACUAUGGUUGAGCAGAGGGCCACCUUUCCAAUAAGAAGGCUUCAUAAAAGAAAGCAAACCUCUGAGGAAAGGGCUAGACAGCGCAUGAGGACCUCCAUUGAAGAAUGCCUCAUAACAGAUGUUACCAAUGAAAGUAUUCAGUCUAUGGUCAAUUCUCGUGAAGCAUAUUUUUCUCCUGAUUCUAUCAAAAUUGCAGACAAUUUAAAAUCGGAUUCUGCCCCUGACAACCAGGAGGAUGGUGCUAUCCUAUUUGAUCAGUCAUACAGUAACCAAGAAGACACACAAGUGCCCAGUCAGUCCGACAAUGGUGGGGAAAACCUCAUUUCAAUGACAUCUCAGACGGCCUCUGAAACGGGCUACGGCCAACAGUCCUGUGAUAAAACAAUAUAUACUUCUGAGACUAUUACAAUAGAUGAGAAAGACCACAUGAGAGUUAUUGUUAAAUCUGAGCCUUUGAGCUCCCCGGAGCCCCAAGAUGAGGUCAGUGAUGUAACAUCCCAAGCAGAAGGGAGUGAGCCUGUUGAAGUAGAAGGCGUUGCAAACGGUGAAAAGAUUGAACUGAGCCCAGAAAGCAGCGAUCGUAGUUUCUCUGACCCUCAGUCAAGUACUGAUAGGGUGGGAGAUAUCCAUAUACUGGAUGUGACUGCCAGCUUAGAGCACAAAUCCUCUUAUAGCAUUUCAAAUUUUCUUAAUAAGAACAGAAAUGGCAGCCUCAGCUUAAGUCAAAACAGCGAUGAUAACAUUCCCAACACAACCAGUGACUGUAGAAUGGAUGGAGAGGUGUCCUACCUUAUCAGCCCCGAGUCUGGACCCAGUGGUCAUUCGUCUAAUAUGAUGUCUCACAUGGAUAACCCUUUCGGUGAUGGGCCUGACUCUCAUUUUGCUCGUCCUAUGCAGGAUGUAAUGAGUUUACCCUGUGUUCAGUCCUCUAACUACCGUGGAAAUGACCCGUUUGGAGUGGAAUUCCCAAGGUCCGGGUUAGGACUUCACUCUAUGUCAAGAUCUAUCAUGGGCAAUGUUAGGGGCCGUGCAUUUAACUUACCCAAUUAUCGCCGCAUUGCCCCCAAAAUGCCUAUCGUAACAUCAGUACGGAGCGCUCAGCUACAGGAUAACCCUUCCAAUUCGCAACAUAUGAUGAACGGGUCAAAUUCCUCAUAUGAUAAUGGGAACACUUCCCAACAGGGUCCACCACAGUUGACAAGGGCUUCUGCAGAUGUUCUGUCUAAGUGCAAGAAAGCUCUCUCCGAGCAUAAUGUGCUGGUGGUAGAGGGGGCCCGCAAAUAUGCCUGUAAAAUAUGUUGUAAAACCUUCCUAACUUUAACAGACUGCAAGAAGCACAUCAGAGUACAUACCGGUGAGAAACCGUACGCGUGCCUGAAGUGCGGCAAACGCUUCAGUCAGUCCAGCCAUUUAUAUAAGCAUUCCAAGACUACUUGCCUGAGGUGGCAAAACAGUAAUCUUCCCACAACGUUGCUUUAACUUUAGCACUUCUGCAAGACCAGUUGAUCUCAUGUUGUGUGAUGUAGCAGCAUCUCCUCGUACUUAUCUAAAGUAGAAAGACUCAGCGUGUGUUGUGAACGAACAAGCAAAUGACUUUUGGACAAAGUAUCUGGUCUUGGAAGGGAAAAUCCCCUCUCCUUGAGGUGCAAGUUCUUCAUUUCUUUAUGUAUGUUUUAUGUAAACUGAUACCUGAAUACUAACAUACUGUUUUACCAGGCAUUUCUGUACAACCAUGUAAACCUAUAAUGCAGCUGAAUGCAUUUUUAGCCAUUUUUUGGUAAGUAUUGUUUCCUUCCUUCAAGUAAGUUAUUGAAAACUAAGUUUUUCAAUUGAAGACAAUAUUUAAGUCCUUCCAAUAAAGGAUCUCCAUUGCCAGUGUGUUUACUUGUGCGGUAUAGCCUCUGUGGUUUCACUUGAGGACUUUUAUUUUAAUAGAUGCAAACAGAAAACAGACACUUGUUCAUGAUGUAUUUAAUAAGUCUUAAACACUUCUAUUCUCACCCCUUAAAGGGAUUCUCUGAGAAUCAGGACAUUUUAGCAACUGCCAGCAGCCUGCCUAAGCUGAGGAAUCAUACUUGCCUGCUCCCGUUUUAGUUUUUUUUCAUAUUCCGCACCUUGCACCGUUUAAAUCCAGCACAGAAUGGGCUUCAGCAGUAAGGUGCCUCUUGUGGUCAUGUUACCGCUAAAGACAGUCAUUGGCUGCAGCAGAGCAUUUGACCAUGCUGCGCCGGAUGUGCAGGGAGUGGAAUAUGAAAAAACCCCACAAGCAGCGUGGAGCAAGGCAAGCAUGCAUCCUCAGCUUAGUGAGGCAGGUUUAUUGUGACAACUAAGAAUAUGUUUUAGGCCUCUUUCACACAAGCAAGUUUUCUGUCCGGGUGCGAUGGGUCUGUGCACACGAGUAUUGUUUUUCAUGCAGCAUG
Molecule: messenger RNA, 3430 nt
Organism: Bufo gargarizans (Asiatic toad)
Lineage: Eukaryota; Metazoa; Chordata; Amphibia; Anura; Bufonidae
Gene: ZBTB5
Product: zinc finger and BTB domain containing 5
Exons: 3
Coding region: 468-2489 (673 amino acids)
Biological process (GO): regulation of transcription by RNA polymerase II
Cellular component (GO): nucleus
Molecular function (GO): RNA polymerase II cis-regulatory region sequence-specific DNA binding; protein binding; DNA-binding transcription factor activity, RNA polymerase II-specific
Source: RefSeq, a predicted model, not a curated record